AAACAGUUUCGUUGAACUAAAUCGACAUGAAGGCUUUCAUUGUUCUGGUGGCUCUGGCUUUCGCCGCUCCUGCCCUGGGUGGCCGCACCCUGGACCGCUGCUCCCUGGCCCGCGAGAUGGCCAACCUGGGCGUUCCCCGCGACCAGCUGGACAAGUGGACCUGCAUCGCCCAGCACGAGAGCGACUACCGCACCUGGGUGGUUGGUCCGGCCAACUCCGACGGCUCCAACGACUACGGCAUCUUCCAGAUCAACGAUCUCUACUGGUGCCAGGCCGAUGGUCGCUUCUCCUACAACGAGUGUGGUCUCAGCUGCAACGCCCUGUUGACAGACGACAUCACCAACUCGGUCCGUUGCGCCCAGAAGGUCCUCAGCCAGCAGGGAUGGUCCGCCUGGGCCGUCUGGCACUACUGCAGCGGAUGGUUGCCGUCCAUCGAUGAGUGCUUCUAAACUGAUUUCGACCCCCGACUAUAAUAAAAAAAAUGCAUAUUACAAAA
This is a messenger RNA of Drosophila ficusphila, 496 nucleotides long. Its product is annotated as lysozyme S. The transcript has a single exon. The record is from RefSeq and is a predicted model, not a curated record. Lineage: Eukaryota; Metazoa; Arthropoda; Insecta; Diptera; Drosophilidae. Gene Ontology annotation, molecular function: lysozyme activity. Bases 27 to 449 code for a protein of 140 amino acids.